Leishmania braziliensis MHOM/BR/75/M2904 is the source of this 1140-nucleotide messenger RNA. RefSeq names its product putative protein disulfide isomerase. Gene Ontology annotation, cellular component: endoplasmic reticulum. Gene Ontology annotation, molecular function: protein disulfide isomerase activity. The record is from RefSeq and is a predicted model, not a curated record. Bases 1 to 1140 code for a protein of 379 amino acids. Lineage: Eukaryota; Euglenozoa; Kinetoplastea; Trypanosomatida; Trypanosomatidae. The transcript has a single exon. Gene Ontology annotation, biological process: protein folding.
AUGAACCGUCAGCUCAGUGUUCUGCUGGUGCUGGUGCUCGUGGGUUUCGUAGCCGCGGCGUCGCUCGACAACGUGAACCUAAGUGUGGAGAUACCGGGUGUAGUUCAGAUGAAUGGGGAGAACUUCGACCAACUGGUUGGAAAGGACAGAGCAGCGCUAGUGGUGUUUUACACCCCAUUGUGUAUGCGAAGUCGGCUGAUGGUCCCCGAGUACACGGAGCUGGGCGCGGCCUACAAGAAGAGCAACAACGCGAACGAUCUGCUGGUAAUUGGCAAGGUGGAUGGAACGGUGGAAGUCGAACUCAGAGAGCGCUUCAACCUCGUGGAUUCCCCGACUGUCCUCUUCUUCGCUCCUGGCUCAUUAGAGCCAGUGCGGUACAGUAAAAGUCUCAAUAGUUACAGCUUUAUCAAGUACCUCUCGAAGGAGGUGAAUAACCUGAGGCUCUUCAUGGUGAAGGAGCCACAGUUUGAAACGGAACUGGAGCACAUAAACUUCGACUCAGUCAUCAACGACCCGUCGAGGGCGGUGUUCGUCAUGUUCUACCUCCCGUGGACUCCGGAAAGCAAGAAUCUGAUGCUGAUUUACAACGACCUGGCCAAAGUGUUCUUGGGGGAUAAGGAUGUUGUGAUCGCCCGCAUCGACGUCAGCGACGUCAGCAGUAAGUACAUGGUCAAGUACAAUAUUUUGGAGACGCCGUCGGUGUACUUCUUCCCUAAAGGCGCCAACGCGGAACCAGUCAAGUACAGGCGACGCCAUCACUUGGAGGGCUUAGUCGCUUUUGUGAACAAAAGGGCCGGGAAGAACCGCCUUGUUAACGGCGACAUCUCACGAGACUACGGCGUCGUUGACAAGCUCUCCGAGGCGGCAGCGCGCGUGGUGAAAUCCGGCGAGAGCGCUCAUGCAGCAAUAGAGGCGGUGAAGGUGACCGCUGCCAAGUGGAUGAAGGGCGGGGCCGGCGCGUACUACAUCACGGUGACGGAGCGCCUUGCGGUGAGGGGCGCCGUGUACAUAGAGAAUGAGCUGGCGCGUCUGCAGCGCACCCUUCAAGGCGCCAUGGCGGCCAAUUGUCGUGAUGAAGUGGUGAAGCGCGUCAACAUACUGACUUCGAUCCAGCAGUACAUCGAGCAACAGGCCACGUAG